This is a messenger RNA of Pipistrellus kuhlii (Kuhl's pipistrelle), 1628 nucleotides long. It is a transcript of the gene CUZD1, whose product is annotated as CUB and zona pellucida like domains 1. The record is from RefSeq and is a predicted model, not a curated record. NCBI's taxonomy places the organism in Eukaryota, Metazoa, Chordata, Mammalia, Chiroptera, Vespertilionidae.
AUGUUUCGCUCGGAUCUCACACAGGCGGAUCCCACGCACCUGUGCGCCGGCGAGUGGGCCUCUCUAAGCACCUGCGCCCCCUCAGAUGGCUCUCAGCGCGGAGCUCAGAGCACCAACCACAGCCGCCGGGCAGCAGGGGCGGCGGUGACUGCACCACAGAAAGAUAAGAAGAAACAAUAUUAUUUUUCUGAAUCCAAUUUAUUAAAAGAGUGCUUACUGAAGUCACUAUAUUUUGUGGAUUUGUGCCAAAUUCUUUCUGUUCAAGUCAGUCUCUACACCUCAGAUCCAGAUGUGGUGGUGUUCCUCCUCCUUUCCUGUAGGGCGUCUCCAGCCUAUGACCUGACCAAGAGUGUGGAUUGAGAUGAGACCUGUAAGAUGUACUCCUCAUCUGGACACUACAGAAGGUUCCAGUUUAAUCGUUUUAAAUUCUUGAGAAUUCUUGUGCAUCUCCAGCGCAGGGUUUGACAUGUGGUAGGAGUGAUCAUCGGUUCUUGCCGUCACCAGAGCCGUGACUCUAGAAGGAAAGGGAACAAUUCUCUGACUAAUUUUGUCAUAGGACCCAUUUGUCUGAAAAGGGAGAGAUGUACAAGUAGAAAUUCAGGAUUCCAGUCUUAAAUACACACAGAAGCAGCUCUGAGUCAACCUUUCAACAGUCUGCCUCUCUCGUUCAUGGUCCUUGCUCUGAGUGCUGUGAAUGUGGCUACAAUCAUAGGGGGGCUUUUUGUGAGCCAGAGAACAGACUAGAAACACCAGAAGCUGCAGAAUGAGUAACUAAAGGGUCAGUCUCAAGUUGAGGCGCAUGUCACCUGAUGCUAAAAAAAAAUGCUGCCUCCUAGAUCCAUCAUGAACAAAUUAGGCAGAGCUUCAUAAAGUGGGAGAAAACCUCACAAACCAAAUUAAAGAAAAUUAAAGAAUAAAAAGAGAGUCUCCUUCUGUGAGACCUGCAUGCUGAACCUUUAGUAGAUACACAUGUCUGCUCUGCGUGCUGUUUUCUAGAAUGUCCCGCAGCUUAAAUAAAAUGGGGAAAUGGAUUCAGUAUUAGUUCCUUUCUAUAUUUUUCAUGCACAGCAUCUAGGCUGUCUGUCAUGUAUGAGGUUGAACCCCAAUCUUCUAUCGCUGGAAAAAAGCAUUUCCACACGUAUUUCUUUAAAGCACUCUUCUUAAGAGCCAGCAUUUUACAGAGAGGAUAUUACACUAGCAACAUCUCACUCCGAGGUCCUUAGUGGAGGUGACCACAUUUCCUCUUUUGUUAUUAAACUAGGGAGGGAGCCCGAGAUGGAUAAAACAAGAAGGAACUGGAUGCCAAGACAAAUUUCCCUGUUCCCUGAGCUCUCCGGCCAAGGAACGUGGGUUGACGGAUUGGCUCCCCUUUUGCUGGGCAUAUAAAGGCACAGUGUGGAAUUCCUGCACUUCGGGAAUCUGAAGCUGUCUUCCAGGUGCAUGGAGAGUACAUUGAGGCAGCCAUUCAGUGCCUUUUUGUCAUGUUUCAGGUGAUGGGUGGCUCAGUGCCCUAGAGUUUGUGUGAAGUCAGAAAGACCCCGGGAGGUCUAGGAGAUCAAAACCUGCCCGUUCAAUGGUCCCCACCUGAAACCCGGGGAGGCGGCUGUGACUCAGCUUCCAUGUCAUCA